Molecule: messenger RNA, 2569 nt
Organism: Spea bombifrons (plains spadefoot toad)
Lineage: Eukaryota; Metazoa; Chordata; Amphibia; Anura; Pelobatidae
Gene: DPYSL4
Product: dihydropyrimidinase like 4
Exons: 15
Coding region: 1-1956 (651 amino acids)
Cellular component (GO): cytosol; cytoplasm
Molecular function (GO): hydrolase activity, acting on carbon-nitrogen (but not peptide) bonds, in cyclic amides
Source: RefSeq, a predicted model, not a curated record
AUGUCAGAGGGUUCCAGGAAUGGCAAACCUGCUGAAGAUGUUCCACACUACUUCUCUAACCUGGGCUCUGGAAGCCCCAAACCCAGGCAGAAAUAUGGAGGGAUGUUCUGUAACGUGGAAGGGGCAUUUGAAAAUAAAACUCUUGAUUUUAGUUCAUUGAAUGGUGGAAAGAAAAGCAUCAACAAGAAACUGGAGCAGAGCAGUAUUCGUUCAGAACCUGAAGAUCAGAGUGAGUUUGGGAGUGAGGACAGCAGCCAAAGUAGCAUGGAUGGAGCAGGAGCUGAGGCAAAGGAGCUUCAGAGGACCUCACCAGGCAAAGGUGAUGUGACCCCUGGGCAGACAGAGAGUGACAGACUGUUGAUAAAAGGUGGCAAAAUAGUGAAUGAUGACCAGUCAUUUCAUGCGGACAUAUACAUCGAAGAUGGAUUAAUAAAACAAAUUGGAGAGAACCUGAUUGUCCCUGGCGGGGUUAAAACAAUCGAUGCCCAUGGGUUGCUUGUUAUACCUGGAGGAAUUGAUGUUCACACAAGGCUGCAGAUGCCUGUAAUGGGAAUGACCAGUGCAGACGACUUCUUUCAAGGGACCAAAGCUGCCCUUGCAGGUGGCACCACAAUGAUAAUUGACCAUGUCUUCCCAGAUGCUGGAAUGAGCCUGGUUGCAGCGUAUGACCAGUGGAGAGAAUGGGCUGAUGGGAAGGUGUGCUGUGAUUACUCCCUGCAUGUUGAUAUCACUCAUUGGCAUGAAAGCCUUAAAGAAGAACUAGAGGCAUUAGUGAAGGAUAAAGGUGUGAAUUCCUUCCUUGUGUUCAUGGCAUACAAAGAUAAAUACCAGUGCAGCGAUGCCGAGAUGUAUGAAAUAUUCAGCAUUAUCCGUGAACUUGGUGCGGUCAUGCAAGUCCAUGCUGAAAAUGGAGACAUCAUUCAAGAGGAACAAAGGCGUCUGCUGGAACUUGGUAUUACAGGACCUGAAGGUCAUGUCCUCAGUCACCCAGAGGAGGUAGAAGCAGAGGCAGCAUACCGUGCAAUAACAAUCGCGAAGCAAGCCAACUGCCCCUUAUACAUCACCAAAGUCAUGAGCAAAGGAGCAGCAGACGUGAUUGCCCAAGCGAAGAGAAAAGGCGCUGUUGUGUAUGGAGAGGCGAUUACAGCCGGUCUUGGUACUGAUGGUACUCACUACUGGAGCAAGAACUGGGCAAAGGCUGCAGCUUUUGUCACCUCCCCACCUAUUAGCUCUGACCCAGCAACUACGGACUACCUCAACUCAUUGCUAUCCUGUGGUGAUCUCCAGGUAACAGGUAGCGCUCACUGCACCUUCACCACAGCACAGAAGGCUGUUGGAAAGGACAACUUCACCUUAAUACCAGAAGGAACAAACGGAGUGGAAGAAAGAAUGGCAAUUAUUUGGGAAAAGUGUGUGACUUCUGGCCGAAUGGAUGAAAAUGAAUUUGUGGCUGUGACAAGUACAAACACAGCAAAGAUUUUUAAUUUGUAUCCCAGAAAAGGAAGAAUUGCAACAGGUUCAGAUGCUGAUCUGGUUAUCUGGAAUCCGAAAACUGUAAAAAUCAUUUCUGCAAAGACUCAUAAUCUGAGUGUGGAGUUUAACAUCUUUGAAGGCAUGGAAUGUCACGGAGCACCUGAGGUUGUUAUUAGCCAGGGGAGAAUAGUGCUGGAAGGUGGGAACCUCCAUGUCACUCAAGGAUUCGGCCGCUUCAUUCCUAGGAAACCGUUCCCGGACUUCGUAUACAAAAGGAUCAAAGCCAGAAAUAGGCUGGCGGAGAUACGGGGGGUUCCGAGGGGGCUGUAUGACGGACCUGUCCAUGACAUCACGGUGACUGCCAAGUCUUCAGCACCCACACCUACCUCUAGGACAGCUCCUGGAAAAGUACUGGCGCCAGUUCGGAACCUGCAUCAGUCUGGAUUUAGUUUGUCUGGAAAGGGAAGAAUGCAUUGUAUCUAGUGUCUCAAAGGAUCCCAAAAGGAUGACCAUAUUCCAAGACGCACUACUCAAAAAAUAGUAGCACCCCCUGGUGGCCGUUCUAAUAUUACUUCCCUGUCAUAAUAACACCAGAGGAACAUAUGGAUUCAAAAAAAGCUACUAAUGCAGAGGAUUUUACAGGAGCUGGCAUGAUGAUUAUGGAAAAUAAUUAUUGAAGCAAUGUUCCCAGUUUUUCCUAAACCAGUCUUGCUUGUGUACUAAGGCUAGAAGGGGUUGAUUUAGCCACAAGGAAUUGAAUACAUAUAACAGAUGCACAAUUAUUUUGUCUGAAGUAUAACAUAAAUGACUGAUGAAGCCUUGAAUUAUAUUGUUUUGCAAACCUGUUGCCAACCUGGAUGUGUCAUACCGUCGUUUUUAUUCCUGAUAGUUUCCUUGCUUUAAUGCAUUGGUGUUAUAGAUUAUAUGUUAAAAUAAAGAUGGUGAUUUGGGCCAAAGUUAUGCUAAAGGAAAAAUGGUAAAACGUGAUAGCAUGAAGAUAUCUAUAUCAUUCUCUACCUAGCCUCACACAAAGUUUAAUCAUCAAGCAUGCUUAUAACCCGGACAAGUAAAAAACAAAUAAAUACAAAAAAAGAAA